This is a messenger RNA of Durusdinium trenchii, 1044 nucleotides long. The record is from the annotation of a GenBank genome assembly. NCBI's taxonomy places the organism in Eukaryota, Dinophyceae, Suessiales, Symbiodiniaceae.
AGGUGUGGAGAAGAGCAUUCAGAAUCAACCGUCCAGUGGCACUGCAAUCAAUGGAUACCUGGAACAUGUCUUGGAUCCACCACUGAUGAUGCGAGAUGUCAACUACUGGCUCAACUAUGAGUUGGCCAAGGAGCCUGAACCGCGAAUCACCUGUGUGAAUGGCGCGGUGGAAGAGUCCUGCAUCAGUCAGAGAGAAACGCAGGGGCUUUUGGACCAGGAUAAAUUCAUCCGCGACAAUAUCACAGAAGAUGAUAUUCUGGUUGUGGAUGUGGGUGGAAAUGAUGUUGCCUUGCGGCCAACCUGCGGCAUCAUCUUCAACAUGGCAUGGCUCCUCUAUCUAACUCCAACGUGUCUCAUACGCUGCUGUCCAUGGUUGGCGCCCGGCAUGUGGUACUUCUUCUACAUGUUCCGGGUGAGGCUCAGGCGUAUCAUCGACAAGCUGAUUGCCAAGCGAAAGCCCAAGAUGAUUGUGAUUUGCAUGCUGUAUUUUCUCGAUGAGCAGCCGGGCGGCAGCUGGGCAGAUGGCACCCUGCAAGCUUUGGGCUAUGACACCAAUCCAGACAAGCUUCAGACGGUGAUGCGACAGGUCUACCACUGGGGCAUCUCACAAAUCAAUAUCCCCAACACCACGGUCGUGCCUCUUCCAUUGUAUGAGGUGCUGGAUGGAAAGGACACCCAGGACUACGUGGCGCGAGUGGAGCCCAGUGACCAGGGCGGUGCCAAGUUAGCCCAGGCCAUCCGCGCAGCCAUCGUGGGCCGCGAGUGAUGAGGAGCAAAUUCCUGCCACGGAAAUUCCGACCUGGCGCGAGACGUGAGGUGACACACGUGGUGUGAAUAGCUUGUUAUUUCUCGACGAGAGUCGAGAAAGAGUCAGUGCAGAGUGUAGAUGGCAGACGAGACGAGUUUCUCCAAGAUGAAGAGCAGGUUGUAUUCUGAAACGCUUUUGGAGUUAGAAGUUUGCGAUGAAUUCUUGGGGUACAAACCGUGUUUCAUCAGACCAGGCUGUAGGGCCAGUCGCCUUGGUGAGUGCCAGAUUGGAGCUAG